Messenger RNA from Elephantulus edwardii (Cape elephant shrew), 1787 nucleotides. It is a transcript of the gene IRX4, whose product is annotated as iroquois homeobox 4. Gene Ontology annotation, biological process: neuron differentiation; regulation of transcription by RNA polymerase II; cell development. The transcript is spliced from 6 exons. Lineage: Eukaryota; Metazoa; Chordata; Mammalia; Macroscelidea; Macroscelididae. Gene Ontology annotation, molecular function: DNA-binding transcription factor activity, RNA polymerase II-specific; RNA polymerase II cis-regulatory region sequence-specific DNA binding. Gene Ontology annotation, cellular component: nucleus. The coding region runs from base 219 to 1787 and encodes 522 amino acids. The record is from RefSeq and is a predicted model, not a curated record.
AGGUGCUCCGCCUGGAAAUGUCUCCAUUAGUUGUCGCCAGCUCCCCGCUGGAGCGCGCGCGCCGAACGGCCGCGCGGAGCCCUCGCGGGCGGCCGGGAGUGGCCCGGCGCCACCGCAGCCCCUAGGAGUCCACAGUCCCGGAGCAGUGGCUGCGACACGCUGGCCCCCGCGCCCAGGACCCUGCCUUCCCGCUGCUCUGGCUCUGGCUCAGACCCGCCAUGUCCUACCCGCAGUUCGGAUACCCCUACUCCUCGGCUCCCCAGUUCCUGAUGACCACCAACUCCCUGAGCGCGUGCUGCGAGACAGGCGGCCGCACGCUGGCCGAGUCCGGGCCCGCCGCCUCGGCCCAGGCGCCCGUCUACUGCCCGGUCUACGAGAGCCGGCUGCUGGCCACCGCGCGCCACGAGCUCAACUCGGCAGCGGCGCUCGGCGUCUACGGGGGCCCCUACGGCAGCUCGCAGGGAUACGGCAACUACGUGACCUAUGGCUCCGAGGCGUCCGCUUUCUACUCACUGAACAGUUUCGACUCCAAGGAAGGGACAGGGUCUGCGCAUGCGGGUCUGGCACCCGCCGCGGCCGCCGCCGCCUACUACCCUUACGAGCCAGCGCUGGGCCAGUACCCUUACGACAGGUAUGGAACCAUGGACAGCGGUACGCGGCGGAAGAACGCCACGCGCGAGACCACCAGCACGCUCAAGGCCUGGCUGCAGGAGCACCGCAAGAACCCCUACCCCACCAAGGGCGAGAAGAUCAUGCUGGCCAUCAUCACCAAGAUGACCCUCACGCAGGUCUCCACCUGGUUCGCCAACGCGCGCCGGCGCCUCAAGAAGGAGAACAAGAUGACGUGGCCGCCGCGGAACAAGUGCGCGGAUGAGAAGAGGCCCUACCGGGAAGGGGAAGACGAUGAAGGCGAAGAGGAGGCGCGGGACGAGCCUCUUAAGAGCUCUAAGAGCGAAGCUGAGGUCGUCAACAAAGAGAAGGAGCUUGAGCUCAGUGACUUGGACGACUUCGACCCUCUGGAGGCAGAGACCCCGGAGUGUGAGCUGAAGCCGCCCUUUCAGCCCCUGGACGGUGGCCUGGAACGUGUGCCCGCUGCCACCGACGGCCCUGGUGCCCCAGGCAAGGAGGCCUCCAGCGCCUUGCGGAUGCCUAUGGCCACCGGUGGCGGAGUGACACUGGACGAGGACCUGGAGAGGGCCCGCAGCUGCCUCCGAAGCGUACCUGUGGGGCCAGAGCAGCAGCCAGGAGGCACUGGAGCUGGCCCACAGAGCUGUGAGGCCAAGCUGGGCUUCGCACCCCCAGGGACAACCCCAGGCCUGGAGGCCAAGCCACGCAUCUGGUCCCUGGCGCACACAGCCACUGCGGCCGCGGCCACCGCUCUGAGUCAGACUGAGUUUCCUUCGUGCAUGCUUAAGCGCCAAGGCCAUGCUGCCCCUGCAGCCGCCUCAUCUGUGCCCUCUGUGUCCUCACCCUCAGCCCCCGCCCCCACCGGUGCGCUGGACCGGCACCAGGACUCCCCGGUCACCAGUCUCAGAAACUGGGUGGACGGGGUCUUCCACGACCCCAUCCUCAGGCACAGCACUUUGAACCAGGCCUGGGCCACGGCCAAGGGCGCCCUUCUGGACCCAGGGCCACUGGGACGUUCGUUGGCGUCUGGCACCAACGUGCUCACCGGGCCCCUGGCGCGCGCCUUUCCCCCUGCUGCGCCCCAGGACCCUCAGGCCGGGGCUGCAGGUAAGGAGCUCCUGGCUUUGCCCAAGGCUGGAGGCAAGCCCUUCUGCUCCUAA